ACCGCACCGGGUCGUCGUCAACUUCUCACUUCCGUCCAUUCAUCAUUCAAUAAUGUAAGAUCGCCCUUUGACCUUCCUUCAGUGGCGAGGCCCACCCCUCCGCCGCGCCCUCGCUAUCCCAGUCGUCGUCGCCGCCGCCACCGUCGUCGCCGACGACCGUCGCGUCCCCGACCGGUUCCCACCAAAUGUCCACUUCGUCGGCUCGCCCCCCGCUUCUAGAAGCUGGCCGCUCCACGUGUGCAUGCGCUAGCCUGUAUAAGUAGGAGCGCAGCCGUUGGAUGACCGAGUCCGUGGGCUCGACAGCGAAUCCGACCAACGCCUCGCGCCGCCGCAGCAGCUAAUUUGGACUCCGCCAGCUUCGAAUCUUGACGGCGGAGGGUGGCGGAGCUCGGGCUGCUCUUUGACCGGAGGAGGGGAGAACUCCGGUAGCUGAACGCUUCUUUGGAAGCGCGAUAAUCGGUUCUCGCAGCUCCCGGAAUGCCUCGCAACGGAGGUCGGAGCUGCGAAAUGCGGCCUUCGAUCGUCAACCUCGCUUGCGUUUUCCUGGUUCUCUUCAGCUCCUCGUUCUCGCCCUCGCUCGGCGAUCCUCGGGUCUCGGAGGCGGGGAUUCUGUGCCUCCAAUCCAACGUCACGUCCACCGCGAACAUCGUCUCGAACUUCCUCGACGUCAUGCGGAAGAUUGCCGCGACAGUUAACGAAGAUCUCUGGGCUAAUGAUUCCGUCACCUCUCCGUUGCCGGAAAUCUACGCCCUGGCUCAGUGCCACGGCGACCUGAGCCAUGACGAUUGCCUCCUCUGUUUCGCGCAGAGCAGGACUAUACUCCCUCGAUGCACUGUCUUGAAUACUAAGGGGCGGUUGUAUCUCGACGGUUGCUUCAUAAGGUCUGAUUACUAUAAUUUCUUUAAUGAGACCAUCGAUCCGCAGCAUGACAUGGUCAAGUGCGCCAAUCAGUCCAGCGUCUCGGCCGAUCAGCAGGCGAGGCAGCAGUUCGCCGAUAAGGUCGACCGGGUGCUGACGAAUGUGUCGGCGGGUGCGCCGGAGAACAAGGGGUUCGCCGUUUUUGGAGAGGCGAGGAGGGGAGGAGUCGCUGGCGUUUAUGCGCUGGCGCAGUGCUGGAACACUCUCGAUGAGAAGGGGUGUAGAGAGUGCUUGGCGAAUGCGAUGAUCAGGGCGAGGAACUGCACUCCUGGGGAGGAAGGGAGGGCUAUGAAUGCCGGAUGUUUCAUGCGAUAUUCAACCCAGAGGUUUUAUACUGUCCCUACAGAUGGUGACUCGUUGAAGCUUGGGAUCAUCAUUGCUAUUUCUUUAUCCGUUGCUGCUGCAACUUCACUUCUUAUCGUCGGUGCUUAUGUUGGAUACAGAAAAUUAUCCAAGAAAAGAGAAGUCCAGAAGAAACUCUUUGGCGUUCCGGAAAUUGUAAGGAAGUCGAAUCUGAAUUUUAAUUACGAAUCGCUUGAAAGGGCUACCGACUUCUUUGAUGAGUCGAGGAAAUUAGGCCAAGGAGGAGCUGGAUCUGUAUACAAGGGGAUCCUCCCUGAUGGAAGAAUUGUUGCAGUAAAAAGACUGGUGUUCAACACUCGUCAGUGGGUGGAUGACUUCUUCAAUGAGGUAAAUUUGAUCACUGGAAUCCAACACAAGAACUUGGUCCGCCUUCUUGGUUGCAGCAUUGAAGGCCCGGAAAGCCUCCUAGUUUAUGAAUAUGUUCCCAACAGAAGCCUCGAUCAAAUCCUCUUUGUCAAGAAUGCGAUCCAUGUCCUGAGUUGGCAGGAGCGGCUUAAUAUCAUCUCCGGAACAGCUGAGGGGCUGGCAUUUCUCCAUGGACCUUGUGGAGUGAAAAUAAUACACAGAGACAUCAAAAGCAGCAAUGUCCUUCUUGACGAAGAUCUCACAGCAAAGAUUGCUGACUUUGGACUUGCUCGAUGUCUUGAUCCAGAAAAUUCUCAUCUCAGCACCGGUAUUGCAGGGACACUGGGUUAUAUGGCUCCAGAGUAUCUUGUUAAGGGACAACUAACAGAGAAAGCAGAUGUUUACGCUUUCGGCGUGCUGGUCCUAGAAAUCCUAAGUGGUAGGAAGAACAGUAUCUUUGGGCAGGCCUCAGGUUCAGUUCUGCAAUCAGUUUGGAAGCAAUAUAAAUCAAAUAGACUUUCUGAAUGCAUUGAUCCUGCGUUGAAAGGCAAGUUUCCCAUCUCAGAGGCAUUGAAUGUGAUUCAAAUCGCGCUUCUUUGUACCCAAGCUUCCCCAGAUUUACGACCAUCCAUGUCUGAAGUAGUUGAGAUGCUCAACGACCAGGAGUGCAUAGUUCCCAUGCCAACGCAACCCCCAUUUCUCAACAAUAAUGCAAUUCCAGAUGACUCCAGUGGAAGCUCGAACACGAAUACUGGGAUCACAAACCAACUGACAAAUUCUGAAAUUUCCUCCGCUUCCACCAUAAGCCUCCGGUGAGAUGGCCUUUUUGGCGGAAUCAACUGAGCCAGGGGAGGCGACGUAAUUUUCGGACAUUUGAACAGGACCACUAUUUAUUCUUCAGCCGCAUGUUGUGAGAUGGGCAUAUGGUCCUGUGAGAAGGAUUGCAAGGAGUCCAAUGGUCAGUAAUGCUCGAGCGUUUCUCGAACCCCGAUUGGGAAAUCGGGAUGAGAAGAUCUGCGCAGCGAGACAGGGUAAAGAUGCGGCUGCUGUGCAAGAGAUUGCAGAAGCUCCAUGGUGCAUCGGUCAUGUCUUAUGCUGGCCGUUUCCCACUUAAUGGAGUCGGAGGAACUCAUGUACAUAUUCUUAUUUUAUUUAUUUCUUUUAUUCUCCAUUUUCUCUUAUUCUUGCCAAUUCCACUCAAUUUACACAGGAAGUACGGUGACUCAUGGAAACAGAAUCACAAUUGUGUAGGAGUUUGUGCUAGCUUCUUUCAUGUCCUGUAAUCUCAUAAACGAAAAGCAAAACCCUGAGAUUCUGCCUCUUUCGUCGGAAAUCUUCUAAUUAGCACUUCCACUUCAGUUUUUCUCA
Molecule: messenger RNA, 2994 nt
Organism: Eucalyptus grandis
Lineage: Eukaryota; Viridiplantae; Streptophyta; Magnoliopsida; Myrtales; Myrtaceae
Product: cysteine-rich receptor-like protein kinase 1
Exons: 6
Coding region: 478-2442 (654 amino acids)
Biological process (GO): protein phosphorylation
Molecular function (GO): protein kinase activity; ATP binding
Source: RefSeq, a predicted model, not a curated record